Messenger RNA from Amyelois transitella, 1926 nucleotides. RefSeq names its product nuclear RNA export factor 1. The transcript is spliced from 10 exons. Gene Ontology annotation, molecular function: protein binding; RNA binding. The record is from RefSeq and is a predicted model, not a curated record. Lineage: Eukaryota; Metazoa; Arthropoda; Insecta; Lepidoptera; Pyralidae. The coding region runs from base 248 to 1921 and encodes 557 amino acids. Gene Ontology annotation, cellular component: nucleus. Gene Ontology annotation, biological process: poly(A)+ mRNA export from nucleus.
UUGAUUGUUUACAAAAUUACAAAACGAAGUAAACAAUUUAUCUGAAAGAAAUUAUUUUAUUUUAAAUAUAGAACUUAUUAUUCAUAAAAUACAAGUUAAAAAAUUUAUUUUAACUUAUAUGCUGCCAAAAAGGUUCCACUCAGCUUUGUCAUGACAUGGUCAUAACGCUAGUUUACAGUGGAAAUAUUUAGGUACUACUUCAAUUUUUAUUCAGAUUUUAAUUACUUUGAUAUUGGCUGGUGGCAUUAUGCACUCAAAAAAAGCACAAUUAAGUAACUACAAAAAGUUUUUACUCAAUAGAGUAACUACAUCACCGCCAAUAUUUGAAUACAUUGAUUCUUGUUUAGCGCGCGACGAUGAAGCUAACCAUUAUUCUUUCCACAAGAUCAUGGUGCACAAUUGGCCAACUAGUCCUGAGCAGCUUUUCUCUGUAUUGAAUGAUUACUUUUCAAUUAUGUUCAUUCCUAUACAGUUCUCCAGUCAAAAUGGAUUUGCCACAUUUUAUACAAGCAGUUUGUCUUUAAUACAAAAGAUUAUGAAACUCGAUUUCAUGUUUCCGUUUGAACGUAAUAUGUAUAAUAUGGAUAUACUUUUUAAUGAUAAAAGUUCAGCAGACUGCUUCGAUAAUUGGAUUUCGAUUGAGGAUAUUGUUGGCAGUGUUGUGAGCAACCGUCUUAAUGAAAAAUUAGAGUUGGAUCUCUCUAAUCUGUGCAAUGAUACUGAAUUUUCACAAAAGGGUUUAUGUUUCUACCGUUUCAACCUUUUAUCAUUUUUCAAAAUACUCAUGCUAAGAAUGGGAAGAGAUACAAAAUUUCUCAAUUUGAGUAGGAAUAAUUUAAGCCAACUUCCAAUGGAUAUUUUGAAUUUCUUCAUAAAAGGAAAUCUUAUUGGUAUUAAUUUAAGUAACAACAAUAUUACAUCGUUAUCUGAGCUGCAGAGAUACAGUAGUAAAAUAGAGAAGAUCUGGCUGGAGGGGAAUCCCGUUUGCGAAGAAAUGGACGCGCCGACGUACAUUAGACAAAUUAUGAUGAAAUUCCCGAGAGUAACCGAAAUUGAUGGUGUGAAAUUAAAUGAAAAUGGUUUAAUAUUGCCAUUCAUCAAGAACUUCGCCGUGACUCCGGACAGACACACUAAAAUGUUGGUAGAAAAGUUUCUCAGUCUGUACUUCUCGCAUUUUGAUCACUCGAGAAUAAGAAUUGACAAGUUUUAUAAUUCGCCGGCAUCCCUCACCAUCACUACAGCUUUUACUCCCGAGGACGAGAAACUGCUACCAUCCAGUUUCGCCGUGGACGGUCGCAACAUGAUCAAAAUAAUGGACAGGAGAUUGAACAGAAAGGAACAAGAGAUGAAACUCAAUAAGAAAUAUUUCAAUACGAAGAAACAAGUGAUAGACGCGCUAUACAGGUUCCCGGAGACUGUGCACGAUCCCACCACAUUCUGUGUCGAUGUUGUUAGUAAAGAUAUAAAUCACAUGCUGUUAAUCAUAGACGGAGUUUUCAAAGUCACGGCCGACAUCCCUAGAAACGUUUUCCGAUUCAGACGCACUUUCCUCUUUGUCACGACUAUACAGAAUCCGACGACAUGCUACUUUAUAAGAAACGAGAUGUUACACUUGGACUACGCUAGCCCGGAAAUGAUACAGAAUAGUUUCUUGCAACCAUCAAGAAACUUAUACGACUACGCGCUCAUAAACCCAGACCCAGAAGAAAAAAAUAUUGUGACCAACGCAUUUUGUUACUUGACGCAGUUAAGAAAAGAUGAGGCAGUAAGCCGCCUGAAAACGUACGACUGGGAUAUAAAGAAGGCGUUGAAAUUCUUCCAGCAAGAAUUGAAGAGUGAUCUGAUACCAAUGGACAAAUUUGAAAUGGAUCUGGAUGAGGGCCACCUAUCCGAUGAAGCAAAUAUGGAUGAAGUAGAUUAAAUAAA